UCGUCUGCUCUUUCGGUCGAACUUCACAGCCAACGUUUCAGGAUGGAAAAAUGCCGUGCCUCCUCUAGGAUAGUAAUUAUCGGGGCAGGAGUUUCGGGGAUUGCGGCCGCUACACGACUCCUGCAAAACAAUUUCCAUAAUGUCCAGAUCCUGGAGGCGGAGGAUCGCAUCGGCGGGCGGAUUAACACCGUAUAUUUUGGUGACAACGUCAUCGAUUUGGGAGCCCAGUGGUGUCAUGGAAAGAAGCAAAAUUGUGUGUACGACAUGGUCAAGGAUAUGGGUAUCCUGCACGAAACUGGCGACUACUACAGUCCCAUCAAGAGGGUGAGAUCCAACAAGGAGGUGAUCCCGCAUGAAUUGGCCACCAAAAUUCACGACAUUGCCAUGAAUAGUAUGCCGAGUGGUCCACAUCCGGUUGUCGGUUCCUUUGGCACCCACCUGACGCAGGCCUACUGGCGCAAGAUCGAGAGCGAGCUGCCCCAACUGGAUAAGGCGGUGGCUAGUGAGUCCUUGAAUACCUUUGCGAAGCAUGAAAGCUCUAUUAUUGGAGCGGACAGUCUAUUCGAGGUCUCCGUGAGGGAGCACAUCGAGUACUACGAAUGUGAUGGCGACAAGCUGCUCCACUGGGGAACGAAGGGGUAUCGGCGCUUCCUGCGCCUGCUCAUGAAUGUCAGCGAGGAUUCGCCAGAGGAGCUGGGUUUACUGGAAGGACGCAUUCAACUAGCCAAGAAGGUGACCAAGAUCGAGUUGGCGUGCCCCCGUAAGGUAAUUCUGCGCUGUGAGGAUGGGGAUUACUUUGAGGCGGAUCACGUCAUCUGCACCGUUUCCCUGGGAGUCCUGCAGGAGCAGCACGAGAAGCUGUUCAUCCCACCGCUGCCGGCAGCCAAGGUGAAUGCCAUUCGAGGCCUUACCCUCGGCACUGUGAACAAACUGUAUUUGGAGUACGGAAAGCAACCUCUUCCCGAUGGUUGGGUGGGUUUCUUCUGCCUUUGGCUGGAACAGGAUCUGAAAGAGCUGCGAAAGACGGAACAUUCCUGGGUGGAGGGCAUAACUGGUGUCCACAUGAUCACUUGUCAGCCCCGAAUGUUGAUGGCCUGGGUGAAUGGCCCGCAUGGACGCCACAUGGAGAACCUGUCCGAUGAGAAAGUGCUGGAGGGCUUGCAAUGGCUCUUUCAAAAGUUUCUCACUUUUGAAAUUCCGCCGCCGGAACGUUUCGUCCGCAGCAAAUGGUUUUCGAAUCCGAACUUUCGUGGCAGUUGGAGUCAUCGUCCCACCAAGGCCGAUGAAAGGAAUACGGGCCCCUGGGAUCUGGAGUCGCCUGUGCUGGGAGAAGAUGGUCACUUGGGCCUGCUUUUUGCCGGAGAGGCGUCCAGCAGGAAUUACUUUUCCACCGUUCACGGAGCUGUUGAGGCUGGCUAUCGGGAAGCAGACCGCCUGAUUGGACAUUACACCUCAUGCAGCGUCAAGGCCUGAAAAUUAUCAUGUAUUUGUUUGCUAUGUACUUUGGGUUCGUCAAAUUCGUGGU
Drosophila teissieri is the source of this 1525-nucleotide messenger RNA. Its product is annotated as spermine oxidase. The transcript has a single exon. The record is from RefSeq and is a predicted model, not a curated record. Gene Ontology annotation, molecular function: polyamine oxidase activity. The coding region runs from base 43 to 1473 and encodes 476 amino acids. NCBI's taxonomy places the organism in Eukaryota, Metazoa, Arthropoda, Insecta, Diptera, Drosophilidae.